CCUACCUGUUUGAACCUACUGACGUCACGAUGUCUGAACUCCAAGGUGACUGCCAUCAAAGUCAUCGAGGCGUCCAUGGCCCAGGCGUGGACCCUCAUGGCGGCCGACGGCAAGGUCAAGGUCUUGCACCUCAUUCGCGACCCCAGGGGCGUGAUCAACUCGAGAAAACUCUUCGGCAUUCGUUACUCUUUCGACCCCGCAUACAUCCAAAGUGUCUGUUUGCGCGUGCUGGAGGACAUAAACACUUCUCUAACCCUGUCCAAGAUGUUCCCCGGUCGAAUUUUAACCGUUCGGUACGAGGAUAUCGUCAGCGAGCCCAUAACGGCCACCCAGCAAAUGUACGAGCUCGUGGGGCUCCGCGUCAGUCCGCGCGUGAAAAAACUGAUCUGGGACAUGACGUCUGCGGGGUUUCCCGACGACUGCAACGUCUGUCCGGUGCGCAGCAACGCCACGGAGACCGCCAGAAACUGGAGACGGAAGCUCGACUUCCCGACAGUCGCCGCGAUACAGGGAGAAUGUCAGACGCUGCUCGUUCGUAUGGGAUACAGGAUUUUCAGGAGCGAAGAUGAGCUGAGAGACUUCGACGUGUCUUCGACAUUUGGCGAGUACGACUCUAGAGUGAUGAAAGUCAACGUGAAAAGUAUUAAGUUGAAGUAAACAUUGGGCAGAAAAUAGUUCGUUCUCCACUUUAUGUUGAAAUAUGAUCAAAGCUGAUCAUUUGAUGCAGCCGAUGUCAGAAUCGGUUGACCAACUUGUCCCAUAUACCGGCAACGCGAUGCAGCGUGUUUAACGCACUGAGCAGAAUUUGUUAGUGGGUAAUAGCUAAAUCUAUAGUCCAAUUCAUCCGCGGCACUUGUUUCAGAAAUGGAG
Molecule: messenger RNA, 870 nt
Organism: Lymnaea stagnalis (great pond snail)
Lineage: Eukaryota; Metazoa; Mollusca; Gastropoda; Lymnaeidae
Source: the annotation of a GenBank genome assembly